CUCUCUCUCUCUCUCUCUGCACACUCUCAAUACCGACAAUAUUCUUCUUCGAUCUCACUCUCUGUCUUUCUCUCUUUACCGCGAUUUCUCCUCCGGCGCCGUUCUCCUGAAGCCGUUAUCGUCUUCGUUGAAGGUGAUGAGUAUUGUUCAAAAGCAAGAAGAAAUGAAUGGUUGUGCCCUCAGUGGUGACAAAGGUGAAGUUUUUACAGUGUCACCUCAGGAAAAAGGAAGGAAAAACAAGAGAAAAUUAGCUGAUCCUUCUCAACCAAGUGCUGCUUCUCUCACCGAAUUCCCUCCAUAUGAGUUACCUUUGCUGAAAUCUCAGAACCCUUUGGGCGGCAAUGACUCGGUUGGGAAAGUUUCUGAUCAGCUGCAACUUGAAGAGUCUGAACCUGUCGAAUGGGAUGACCCCUUUGCCUGUCAUCUUGAAGAAUUGUUGUCAUCAAAUUUGCUCACGCUCUUCCUUAAUGCAAUGAAGCAGCUUAUUGAUCUUGGUUACACUGAUGACGAUGUUAUGAAAGCUAUCUCAGGAAGUAGGCUCUACUGCGGAGGCAAUGAUCUUGUGUCAAACAUUGUCAAUAACACCUUGAGUGUUCUCAAGAAUGGAAACGAAGGUGCUGGUUUAAGGGACUAUGUGUUUGAGGAUCUACAACAGCUUGUUGCAUAUACGUUGAUAGAGAUGAUAAGUCUUGUUAAGGAGGUUAGGCCGUCCCUAUCAACAGUUGAAGCUAUGUGGAGGCUUUUGAUGUGCGACUUGAAUGUCUUGCAAGCCUUUGAAGCUGAAGGUGAUGGAUUGGUGGGUUCAAGUAAAUCAUCUGAUUCUGAAUCUCUUGGUGCUGAAUGUAAUCCUCCAAAUUCUAGUGACCCAGAAAACCCAAAGCCUCCACAAUCCAAUGCUCAGACCAAUCGGAGUGAAGCACUCAAAUUCGGAAACUUCCCAAAAUUACCCAACUCCAAAAAAACUCUGUCUAGUGGAUCAACACUAGGAAAAGAAGUAUCCUCAUGUAGCACUGUUUCCUGCGAAGGCAUGAAAAGUACAUCUUUUACUCUAGUCUCUGAUGAGAAAUUAAUAUCUUGUCGAAAAGGCCGCACUAAAAAAGAGAUAGCAAUGCUUCGGCAAAAAUCAUGUGUGGAGAAGAUUAGGACUUACAGCAAAUGCAGUGGCUACAAGGCGGCAAAGUUUGCAUCUGUUGGCAGCUUCCUUUUGGAGAAAAGAGUCAAAUCAUCUUCUGAAUUUGUGGCAAGAAAUUCUUCAUCAAAGAUAACAGCAGAGAUUGGGGUGAAAGUUUCAUUAACUGAGGAUGGUGGCUGUUUUGUAAGAAAGAGCAGUAAGUUGGACUCACCUGUGGUAAUGGUAGAUGCAAAGGGUUAUAUAACUGCCUUACCUGCUACUUCUGCCACUUCGGUUAAAUCUGCUUCAAAAAAGAAGUCUGGUUCUGAGACUGCAACUCUGAUUCCAUCUUCUUCAGAAAAGAAUUUUGAUUGUUUGGUACCAUCUGUUACAGAAAAGAAGCCUCGUUCUUUGGUACCAUCAGCUUCAGAAAAGAAGUCUUGUUCUGAGUCUGAAGAAAAGGCGUCUGUGUCUGAAAAGCUAGCACCAGAUUACUACGCUGGAAUACCGUAUGAUGCAUCUUUGGGUAUAUAUGUUCCCCGGGAUAAAAAGGACGAAUUGAUUAUAAAGCUAGUUCCCCGAGUGAAUGAUCUGCAGAAUGAAUUGCAGGUAUGGACUGACUGGGCUAAUCAGAAAGUAAAAGAAGCAACUGGUAGACUUCUUAAGGACCAACCAGAGCUUAAGGCACUAAGGAAAGAGCGAGGAGAGGCAGAACAGUAUAAAAAAGAGAAGCAGUUAUUGGAAGAAAACACUAGGAAAAGGCUGUCUGAGAUGGAUUUUGCUUUAAGGAAUUCAACGAGCCAGUUGGAAAAAGCUCACAGUACCGCUCGCAGGCUCGAGCAGGAACAAUCCAUACUGAAGAAAGAGAUGGAAGCUGCUAAGAUCAAAGCUGCCGAGUCUGCUGAGAGCUUUAGAGAAGCAAAAGAGAGAGGGCAAAAAUCACUGAAGGAUACUCACUUGUGGGAAGGGCAGAAAAUUCUGUUGCAGGAAGAGCUCAAGGGUCAAAAGGAUAAGGUGGCAGUGCUACAGAAAGAAGUUACCAAGGCAAAAAAUCGCCAGAAUCAAAUCGAGGCUGCUUUGAAGCAAGAAAGAACAGCAAAAGGGAAACUCUGUGCUCAGGCUUUGCUGAUAAAGAAAGAGAGAAAGGAACUUGAAGCACUUGGGAAAGUGGAAGAAGAGCGGAUAAAAGUGAAAGCAGAAACCGAUGUGAAAUAUUACACAGACAACAUCAAGAGACUUGAGACAGAGAUGGCAGAGCUGAAACUGAAAUCAAACUACUCGAGAAUUGUGGCACUGAAGAAAGGCAGCAGUGAGUCGAAGGCAACAAGAAGAGAGAAUCUUGGGAUGACGAAAGUGAAAAGAGAAAGAGAAUGUGUGAUGUGUUUGUCUGAAGAGAUGAGUGUGAUUUUCUUGCCUUGUGCUCACCAAGUGCUUUGCUUGAAAUGCAAUCAGCUUCAUGAGAAAGAAGGAAUGAUGGAUUGUCCGUCUUGCCGUGGGACAAUCCAGAGGAGGAUUCAAGCUCGUUUUGCUCGCGGCGGGUGAAAGCUUUCUUAUCAGUUUAAAACUUAUAGUACAGUCUCUCUUCUCUCUAUGAAGAAGACAGCUUUUGGUUAAAUAAAUCCAUCUUGGCUUUUGCUUUUCCAGUUUGAAAGGUGAAUGAUUUUAAAUACCACCAAGCCAAUUUAGAGUACACGUGGCUUAUCCUCGUGGUAAUUACAGUAUUUAAGUUUUUGCUCCCCGUAAUUUCUCUAUAUUACGAUAUUUCGCAAA
Capsella rubella is the source of this 2881-nucleotide messenger RNA. RefSeq names its product putative E3 ubiquitin-protein ligase RF4. Bases 137 to 2653 code for a protein of 838 amino acids. The transcript is spliced from 3 exons. The record is from RefSeq and is a predicted model, not a curated record. NCBI's taxonomy places the organism in Eukaryota, Viridiplantae, Streptophyta, Magnoliopsida, Brassicales, Brassicaceae.